AUUUCAAUGAAUCCACCAACUACAAAAAUGUCAGACUCCCGUGAGUAGAGAAGACGUUCGUCGGAUUCUUUUUUCUAUUUCGACGAAAAAAAAAUAGAAAUAAAUUAAUAUAAAAUUAUCUUAAAUAUAACAAAAAAACAAACAAAUUAAUGUGUUUAAUUUAAACAAUUAGAAAAUACCAAUAAAAGAAUACUAUUUUCUUCAAAAAACAUAAAAAAAAAGAAUCCAAAUUGAUCAAAGAAAAAGAAGAAUCAGAAAAAAAAUUCCUUCCAUCAAUGUGUGUGUGUUGAGAGUUUUGUACGCAAAUUAAAAGAAACAGAAAAAAAAGUGCUCCAUCGGCCGUCGCCGGGGGAUUUAUCCGUAUUUCUCUCAUCUCUCCAUCGUUUUAUUACAAGUGCAUUGCAUUUUCCUCCUUUCCUCUUUUCUCCACCACAACCACAUAUACAUAUAUAAUAUUCAUUAUAAUCGGCUACUGCUCUGCUAUAUUUGUCGCCUUGUGUCUCCCCCUUUUCGUUCAUUCGUUUAUUGUGUUGCUCUUCUUGCCUUUUGGAUUGUGUGGAUCUCUGUGAUUCUGAAUCUGGCUCUGUGGCUCCAGGGAGUGGAUUUCUCAAGGGCUUUUGGUUACGCGUCGUACGUUUUCGUUCAUUCGUUCGUUCGUUCUCCUCUCACCGCCCCAAAGAACAUAAAAUAUUUAUCGGAAAUUCCAUUUUAUUAAUCAAAAGUAAAAAAAAGUACAAGAUUUUCUCUCCUUAUUUUCCCUUUUUUUUUUCUUCUCUCGAACUUCGAUUCCGACAAAAACGCAAUCGAUUCCAAUAAGGAAUUCCAUAUACAAAUAUACACAAAUACAAUAACUUAUAUAUAUGUACGACGGGUAGCAAUAUUGCGUGUACGUGUCUUCUAUCAUCGGUGGUGUGUAUGUGUGUAAGAGCGCAGCAGGAAAAAAAAGAAGAAUAUUCUUGUCAAGUCGUGUUUAGACAAAAAAAAAAAAAAAACAAUUUUUUUGCAACAAAAAAGAAAAACAGAGGUGAAGUGUGGGGAGUUGUUGAAAUAAAUUUCAUUUUCGAUAAAAUAAAAAAAGUCAACACAAAAAAAUGUUAUCGAGCGGCGUUCAUCAUCUUCAUCAUUUUCACAAUUUAAUCGGUGUUUCGUGUUCCUUAUUGGAUCCUCGUUGUCCCCCCUUUUUGUCGUUGUUUUUGUCUUUGUCGUUGUGUAGUGUGGUGAAUUUGUAAAAAAUUUCCUUCAACUCAAAGUCGGGAAACGGGAAAAAGGAAUUUUUUCUAAGUUUAUUUUUGGGGAAGGAAAAGAAAUCGAAGUUAUUUUUGGGAAAGAAAAAGAAAUUGAAUAGAAUUUUUGUGACAAAAAAAAACCGACAAAACAAUCACACAAUCGGCAAUAAAUUACAAAGUGUAAGAGUGUGUGUGUGUGUGUUUUUCUUUCAAUUUUUUCUCUCCCCCUCGUGUGCCGUAGUAGAAGACAAGAGAGAGGGGAAAUAUAUAAUAAUUGGCGAGCAGCAGCGCCAUCAUCGUCAUGGGGGCACAACAGGCCAAGGAUCGGUCGUCUGGAAGCCAAGGAACUGUCAGUUGUAUUGGGAUUAGUAGCAGUGUUGGCAUAAGUAGUAGUUCCUCAAGUAUAGGUGGUGUGGGUGGGGUAGGUGGUGGUGUUGGUGGCUCAGGUGGUGCCUUGGGUGCAGGAUCAACCCUUCGAGCGAGUCGCAUGAAAUCGCGUUCAUCUUCGUCGUCGGCGGCCGCAGCAGCACCAACCGCUUCAACAAAGGAUAAUCGCAGUGCAAUUGGAUUGAAUAUAUUUAGCGAACACAAUGGUCCGAUGAUCAGGAGUACACAACGUGAUACGGGAAAAUAUCAAUUACAUUUAGAAGCCCUCCUGCAAUCACGUCCAUUGCCUCACAUUCCGCCCGGAUCGAGUCUAUUGGAAGCUGAAUUAAUCGCACAGAGUCAAGAUGGCUCUUUGCACAAUGCACAAAGUCACAGUCAGGGACCAAGUUCAACGACAUCCGGCUUUGAAUCGGCUCACCGAUGGACAUCGAAAGAAAAUCUCCUAGCGCCAGGUCCCGAAGAGGAUGAUCCCCAGUUAUUUGUAGCACUCUAUGAUUUCCAAGCUGGUGGAGAGAAUCAAUUGAGUCUGAAGAAGGGCGAACAAGUCCGAAUAUUGUCAUAUAAUAAGUCUGGAGAGUGGUGUGAAGCCCACUCCGAUUCAGGCAAUGUAGGCUGGGUACCAUCGAAUUAUGUGACACCAUUGAAUUCGCUUGAAAAGCAUUCAUGGUAUCAUGGACCAAUAUCUCGAAAUGCUGCUGAAUAUCUUCUCAGUUCAGGAAUCAAUGGUAGUUUCUUGGUGCGUGAGAGUGAAAGCUCACCUGGACAGCGGAGUAUUAGUUUAAGAUACGAAGGUCGAGUCUAUCACUAUCGCAUUUCCGAAGACUCGGAUGGCAAAGUCUAUGUCACAGCUGAGGCUAAAUUUAAUACUUUGGCUGAAUUGGUGCAUCAUCAUAGUGUACCACAUGAAGGCCAUGGACUGAUUACACCGUUAUUGUAUCCAGCACCAAAGCAAAAUAAACCUACUGUAUUUCCAUUGAGUCCAGAGCCGGACGAAUGGGAGAUUUGUCGCACAGACAUUGUGAUGAAGCAUAAAUUGGGUGGUGGGCAAUAUGGUGAAGUGUAUGAAGCCAUAUGGAAGCGUUAUGGCAAUACAGUGGCUGUUAAGACCCUCAAAGAAGAUACAAUGGCUUUGAAGGACUUCCUGGAAGAAGCAGCCAUAAUGAAGGAAAUGAAACAUCCAAAUCUUGUACAACUCAUAGGUGUGUGUACACGAGAACCUCCAUUUUAUAUCAUCACAGAAUUUAUGAGCCAUGGUAACUUGUUGGACUUUUUGCGUUCAGCCGGUCGAGAAACACUUGACGCUGUAGCUCUCCUUUAUAUGGCAACACAAAUUGCCUCAGGUAUGAGCUAUUUAGAAUCGCGCAACUACAUCCAUCGAGAUUUAGCGGCACGUAAUUGUCUGGUCGGUGAUAAUAAGCUCGUCAAAGUGGCCGAUUUCGGUUUGGCCCGAUUGAUGCGCGAUGACACCUAUACAGCACAUGCUGGUGCUAAAUUUCCAAUUAAAUGGACAGCACCAGAAGGCUUAGCUUAUAAUAAAUUCAGUACCAAGUCUGAUGUUUGGGCAUUUGGUGUGUUGUUAUGGGAAAUUGCCACCUAUGGAAUGUCUCCAUAUCCGGGAAUCGAUUUGACUGAUGUAUUUCAUAAAUUGGAAAAAGGCUAUCGCAUGGAACGACCACCGGGAUGUCCACCAGAGGUUUAUGACCUUAUGAGACAGUGUUGGCAGUGGAAUGCACAAGAUCGACCUACAUUCAAGAGUAUUCAUCAUGCUCUGGAGCAUAUGUUUCAGGAAUCAUCGAUUACGGAAGCAGUUGAGAAACAAUUAAAUGCUUCACAAACCCUCACCCCACAAAUGGGAAAAAAGCCGCAGAUGGGGGGCGGUGGUGGUGGCGGAGGUAGUGGAGGUCACCAUGAUCAACAAGCUAGCACACCGCUAUCAGAAACGGGCUCCACCUCCACCAAACUGAGUACAUUCUCCAGCCAAGGCAAGGGAAAUGUACAAAUGCGACGAACCACCAAUAAACAGGGAAAACAAGCUCCCGCACCACCAAAGAGAACGAGUCUUUUGUCAACUAGCCGUGAUUCAACAUACCGUGAUGACGAUGGGAAGAAUUUCGUUGAAGAACUGAAUACGAAUGGUUUAACCCGUGACAUUAACAGCUUGGCUAAUCGUUGUGAUUCGGAAAACGACAAUCCCGACGGUGACACCGAUGGCGACAGCAUGGAUUACAAUAACAAAAUUCAACAUUCCCUUGGACAUCACCAGAAAAGCGUUCAGCAUAGUUCAUUUAAACGACCCACACCAGUCAUGGGCAAUCGUGGUUUAGAGACACGCAAUAGCAAACGAUCACAACAACAUCCGAUUCAUACCAAACACUCAAUUGAUCACACUCAGCUACAUAGUUUGGCUGGAGUGAUAACACCACCAUCAAGUCAUCAAAUAACAGUUGGUGCUUUGGAGGUGAUGAAUGUUAAGCGAGUGGUAAAUCGAUAUGGAACAUUGCCCAAAGUCGCUCGUAUCGGUGCUUUUCUCGAUAGCUUAGAAGAUUCUAGUGGUGUUGUUGUUCAGCAGUUAAAUCACACCAGUGUGAUUACAGAUGUUCCGCCUCCACCACCACCAGCCAUAGGAACUAACGGGGUAAUGGCUCGAAGCAAUAAUCUAACUAAUAGCGUUGCCACUUUCAAAGGUGGCCAACCGCAAAUGAUUCGCAGUAAUUCUUCAAGUGGCGUCACAAUGGCAAAUAAUGCAUCAGCAAGUCUCAAUAAGCUACAGCGUCAUCGCACUGCAACUGAUGGCUCUAUGAUGACAUUCUCCUCAUUCCGUGGCUCCAGCAAUAGUCCAAAACGAGCCCAGCAAUCGGGUCUAGCUAACUUAGAUUUCCCGCCACCUCCGCCAAUCGAUCUGCCUCCACCACCUGAAGAAUUCGAAUCACCACCACCGCCGCCACCAAUGAUUCCCAUUCCUCCACCAGCGCCAAUCAAUAACAACGACGUCUCGAAUACCGCUCCCAGUGUCGAAGAAGCCAGCUCAAGAUUCGGUGUUAGUCUACGUAAACGUGAACCCUCUACAGAUUCAUGCAGUUCCCUUGGCAGUCCCCCAGAAAAUCACCACCAACAGGAUAACAGCAUGAAGGAAAAACUCGAAAUGAAACUCAUGGCCGAAAUCAAAGAACGAACUAAUCCGGCAAAAAUGCAAAAUAACCACCACCACGAUGGCCGAGAAAAUGGUGGCCAACAAGUUGAUCCAGUGUCACAACUAGUCACUGAACUAGCUGAGAGUAUGAAUCUACCCAAGCUGGACAAAAAACAUCCCACACCAAAGUCGGCGUCUCAUUCGCCAGCGACAAAUCAAACUGAGUCGUCCAACACAAACACAUUCAAAGCUCAGCUUAAACGUGUUGAGCCUAAAAAACUGCAAACCCCACCACAAAAUGAUUCGAAUACAAUAAUUGACUUUAAAUCACGACUUCGCAAAGUCGACAACAACAAUAGUAGCAGCAAUGGCAACGAAGCAGCCAAAGAAAACCAACCACAUCAACAGAAUUCCCUAAAAGACGACAGUACUAACUCCGAUGAUAGUACGACCAAAAACUAUAAUAAUUCCUUUAGAAAAGACAAUUCGGAUCGACAUUUUUCUGACAACAAUCCGAAUGAGCUACAUACCAAGCCAAAAUCCAAAUCACAGAUCGAACUGAAAAAGACUGAAAUUAAAAUCGAAGUUUCCGUACUAAAUAGUUCUGGAGACCAAGACAACAAUAAAAAGGAUAGCAAUCACUCGUUGAAAUCUUCAACUACAGCUGCCACUGAUUCGGGAGAUUCUUCUGAGGAUGGCAAACGUCGAAGUACUGGCAGUAUUAGUAGUCUGAAGAAAUUAUGGGAGCCUAAAGAAUGCACUCCAACUGAGAAUCAGACACAACUCUCACCAAAGUUGGCAAUGAAGAAUCAUUCCAAUAAUGAAAACAGUGAGAUUAUUACAACAACUGGGACAACUCCUACCCCGCCAGACUCUGCUGCCGAUCAGCAUCAGUUGCUGAAUAAGAGCAAGCCUGCAGUUCCAUUAAAACCUACCAAACUAACAAUUUAUGCCACACCAAUUGGCCAGAAGAUCAAUACCGAUGGCAAUACCAACUCGAAUUCGACGACUCCACUAACCAACAACACAUCAUCAUCCACACAAAUCAAUCGUGAAAGUAUACUAGAGCUGGUAAGUCUGCUCGAGGGAAGUCUUAAACUACCAGUGAAUUCGAUUUCAGCUUCACAAUGGCUUCAACUUAGUGAUAAGCUGAAUAUCUUACAAAAUUAUUGUGUAGUGUUUGCUGACAAUGAAACAAUGCCACCGCAUUCAAAAUUUCAUUUUAGAGAACUUGUGACCAGAGUUGAGGCCCAAUCGAGAAGUCUUCGGUCGGCGGGUAGUAAGAAUGUUCAGGAUAAUGAAAAAUUAGUGCUGGAUGUGGGACAGUCUCUUAAACAGAUAUCAAAUGCAUUGCACAGGUAAAGUGGGAAUGAAAAAAAAAGAAGAUAAUUUUGUUUCUUGGAAAAAGAAUGGAUUAUCUCGAAAGAAAAGUUGGGUUUCAUUUUUAAUGGACCUAAUGAGUCUAGUCAGUAAGCGAAAAAAGCAUUUGCUUGUAUUUAUUUUAUUUGUUUUUUCCAAAAUGUCCCACAUUAAAUAUAAAAAUAAAUUUUGUUUUAAUGUUAUAUUUCAAAAAAAAAAAGAUUGUGGCAUACGAAAUUAAUUAGGAAGAAACAAAAAGCAAAGAGAAAUGGCAAAAAAUGAUUUGCCUCUUCGAAAAAAAAAAAAUAAAACAAAAAUACAGAAAACAUUACUAAUUUUGUUCCAUAGUUUUGUCUGUGAUAUGUUGGAACAGUUUUUUUUUUAUUAAAUUACAAACUUUGUAUGAAUAAAUUAAUUAUUAUUAUUUAAGUUUUAUCUGCUCGUUUAGAUAUUAUGUAGAUAUUGUUUUAUCUAAAGAUUUCAAAAUGUUUUUAAUAGACACUGCCAUUUUUUCGAAAAUGAUAAUUUAUAAUUAAAUUAAUGAUUUUAUUCCAAUUAGGACUUUAGAAAUUUGGAAGAUCUUAUUUGUUUAGUGAACUUCAUUCAAACUAAAGAGUUCUUUGAUUGGCUAGCUAAGUAAAUACAAUUUAUCAAGCUUUGAUUAGAUAUUGGAAAAAUGUUUUUGGGAGGAAUGGACUUUGAAACUGGCCAAUUGCUAUUAACACCACAUGGUUUAAAUGGCAGGACCCCGAAAGUUUCAAAUGAUUGGUUUUCAUAACCUGUUACGGUUUU
Molecule: messenger RNA, 6894 nt
Organism: Episyrphus balteatus (marmalade hoverfly)
Lineage: Eukaryota; Metazoa; Arthropoda; Insecta; Diptera; Syrphidae
Gene: Abl
Product: tyrosine-protein kinase Abl
Exons: 8
Coding region: 1528-6105 (1525 amino acids)
Biological process (GO): protein phosphorylation
Molecular function (GO): protein binding; non-membrane spanning protein tyrosine kinase activity; ATP binding
Source: RefSeq, a predicted model, not a curated record